ACCCAGCGCGGUGGCGGCUCCGACACGUGCAGGUGUUUUCCCCAAAUCACAGGGCCCCCUUUGUCCCGCGAUGCAACAGGCUGUAGAACGAGCUUUGGACCGUGCGGACUAUGUCAUCGCAAGUGCCCAGCAGAGGCCUCCUACAAGGAAACGCUCGUCGAGUGGGGAAGCAUCUCUCUAUGAAAAACUUUAUGACAUGUAUGUGGAAGAAUGUGGGAAAGAGCCUGAGGCUCCGGAGGAGCUAAGAAGCAACGUGAACUUGCUAGAGAAGCUCGUCAGGAGAGAGUCGUUGCCCUGUUUGGUGGUCAACCUAUACCCGGGAGAGGGGGGAUAUUCGCUGAUGCUCGAGGGGAAACAUGGGGCGUGUUCGGAGACCAUUCGGCUGCCUUACGAAGAAGGGGAAUUGCUGGAAUACCUGGAUGCUGAGGAGUUACCCCCUGGUCUGCUGGACCUCCUGGAAAAAUCUCAGGUUAACGUUUUCCACUGUGGGUGUGUCAUAGCACAGGUGCGGGACUACAGGCAGUGCGGUGGCGGGGAACCUCCCGGCUACCAGAGCAGGCAUAUUCUCCUGCGCCCGACCAUGCAGACGUUAGCCUGCGACGUGCAGUCCAUAAGCAGCGACGGCCAGGAAUGGACCCAGGAGGACAAACUGCUGCUUGAGAGCCAACUGAUCUUGGCUACUGCGGAACCCCUGUGUCUCGAUCCUUCCGUAUCAGUAGCCUGCACGGCAAACAGGCUGCUCUAUAACAAGCAAAAGAUGAACACUCGCCCGAUGAAAAGGAGCUUCAAGAGGUAUUCUGCACCCUCUCUGAGUCGGCAGCGGCAGCUGUCCGGUUGCCCACCUCCUCCUGAGCUCGGAGUAUGGGCCUCUUGCCGAAAAGGCAGACAGAGCCAAGCCGGGCGGCGGUAUGACCUCAAAAUUUCUAAAGCGGGCAGUUGUGUAGAUACGUGGAAACAGAGACCCUGUGACUUGGCCGUCCCUUCUGAAGUGGAUGUGCAGAAAUAUGCCAGAGGGAAGAGGUCCGCCAGACAGGAUGUCUCACCUCCAGGAGUCUGGCCAGCCCACGAGGUGAGAGACGGUGGUGCGUUUGGAUGUGAGGCUGGCGACGAGCCUCAGACAACGGAGCUGACCUUCAUGCAGCCGCCGCCGCUGCCGCCGAAUAAUCCACCUUUCUCUGGACCGAGAAGGCCCUGGAAGGCAGGCGGGUGGGAGGGACAGAUGUCUCCUCUGCACCCCUCCACAGACGACCGUUCAGACAGUGUCCCGCCCGAGUCAAAGACUGCUGCUGUGGGGGUAGUCGUUCGGCCAGAGGCGGUGGUUCCGCAGAAGGCCGAGUGUCCAGUCCCCGCGUCCCACAGCUCCAGCGGCUCAGCCGGCCUCAGCGGGCUUCCUCCCGGGAAGGACCCAGAACAGCCUGAGAUGGUGUCGGUUCGGUCUCCAGGCCAGGGCCAGGGCGUCAGACCGCCAGCUCUACGCAUCAGACUUCCCUGGAGCUCAGGGGAGAGUUGGUCGGGGAACAGUUUUACUCCACGGGAGGCCAGCAGCUUUCUUAAAUCUCCAUCUCCGGCUCCUGCUUCUAAGCCAGCAAGUCUUUCCCGGCAGUCCUCCGUGGACGUGAAUCGAGUUAGCCCGCUUCCUGCAGCGCCCCCGUCCUCCGCCAGCGCACCACAGAGGACCCCGGCGAGCCGGGCCUCGGCCAGCUCCCAGCACUCUGCGGGCCCCGGUUGCGGAGCGCAGGCUUUGGAGCGGGGCUCCGGCCCCGGGCAGGGCUGCACGGCUGGCGCCACGGCUCCUGCGGGGGACAAGCCCAGCAGCCUGCCCUCAGGAGCUCGGCCCCCCGGUGCGGUGCCCGCGGCAGCGCGGGGUCCUCCGGUCCGCGUUCAGUUUUUUUUUAAACACGCUUCCGGCCUCAGGCCAGUAACUCCACUGGAGCUUCCCCAAGAUUCGCUCCUCUUGAACACCCUGCAGCAGCCAGGGCAGCGGCUCUAUCAGUUGAUUCCCCCAGAACAACUUCAGCAAGCCUCCACCUCUGGUCCUCCGCAGCCGGGGCCACAGGGUGCAAGUGCACGAGGUGCCGCCGGUCUGAAAACGGCCUCCUCUGCUCAGCCGGCCGUGGUCCUUAGCGGGGCUGGAGAGGGGAGUUUGCCGCAGCCCCAGGCGGCGCUGUUGGCUGCGCUUGGCUCUGCGGAGAGCCACGGAAGACCCCGGCAGAUCUGCCCUCGCCCUGCGCACCCAGUGUUGCCGGCCCCUGCCUCGCAGCCGCCGGCCCCACCACAGGCACAGCCCUUGAGAACCUUGCAGGGCCCCGUGGCUGUCUCGACAGUGGCCGCGCAGACAGCUGGGCCGCCUCGGGGCCAGCAGGCCGCGAGCCAGUCCGGAGCCAAAAAUUUAGCUCCUAAUAGCCUACUGCUGACCGGAAGUCUUACCGAUCACUUAAACCGUCAGCUAACAGGUAUUAUGGUCUUCUUUGGACUGAAGAAACUGACGGUCAGAUAG
Leptonychotes weddellii (Weddell seal) is the source of this 2497-nucleotide messenger RNA. Lineage: Eukaryota; Metazoa; Chordata; Mammalia; Carnivora; Phocidae. The record is from RefSeq and is a predicted model, not a curated record.